Molecule: messenger RNA, 1657 nt
Organism: Pseudomyrmex gracilis
Lineage: Eukaryota; Metazoa; Arthropoda; Insecta; Hymenoptera; Formicidae
Product: U6 snRNA-associated Sm-like protein LSm4
Exons: 5
Coding region: 191-616 (141 amino acids)
Biological process (GO): P-body assembly; nuclear-transcribed mRNA catabolic process; mRNA splicing, via spliceosome
Cellular component (GO): U6 snRNP; spliceosomal tri-snRNP complex; P-body
Molecular function (GO): U6 snRNA binding
Source: RefSeq, a predicted model, not a curated record
GGAAAAAGAAAGAUAAACUCUGGAAUAACGGAACAGGGCCCUAUUCUGCGGACCUUGGCCUUGGCCUUUACCAACAUAGUACUUUUCAGAGUAACUAGCGUUACUUGCUGCCUUUUGCCGGUUGGAGUCAUAACCUUCAGUGAAGUGUUUACAAUUUCUAUUUAUUGUUGUACAUCAAUCAAAUAAAACAAUGUUGCCUUUAACCUUAUUGAAGACUGCGCAAAAUCAUCCUAUGUUAGUGGAACUAAAAAAUGGAGAAACGUACAACGGUCAUUUAGUUAGCUGUGAUAAUUGGAUGAACAUAAAUCUCAGAGAGGUUAUAUGCACAUCGAGGGAUGGUGAUAAGUUCUGGAGAAUGCCUGAAUGCUAUAUAAGAGGCAGCACAAUAAAAUAUUUAAGAAUUCCGGAUGAGGUGAUAGAUAUGGUAAAGGAGGAUAUACAAACAAAAACAAGAGGUCGUGGUGAAGUAAAAGGUCGUGGCCAAGCUCAGAGAGGACGUGGUGGUGGAAGAGGAACUUUUGGAAGAGGAGGAAGAGGUCCAGCACCUUUGGGUCGUGGCGGUGGUACCCAAGGUGGUACAGGGAAUAAAAUACAAAAUAAACCAAGACCUAAAUAAAAAUUUGUAUAAUUUAUAAAUUAUCCUUGUCACAUAAUAUUUAAGUCAUUGUGUGAAUAAUCUUACUAGUAUUACAUCAACAAUACUAGUAAUAACAGAACAAUCUUACUAGUAGUAGAUCUAUUAUCAAAGAUUUUUUAUUAUUCAAUUUCUUAUGAAUUCUCACAUUUUUGUUAAAAAAAUGAAAACGAGUGUAAAGUUACAAAGAUACUUAGUGCUUUAAUUCUGCAAUUGUACGAUAAAAAAAAAAGAUGUACAAUUUAAGGCUCUGCUAUUCUCACUUUUUAAUGAUAUCAAAAGUAAAAUUACAUUGACAAGAGAAACAAUAUACUAGUUUAGAAAUUAGUUUAUAUUUCUAUGACAUUGGACAAAAAAAUUGUCAAUCUUUGACAUAAUCGAUAGGUUUCAAGAUUGUGAAACAAUUAUAUUUUUAAGAGUUUGUAUAUCCUUCUUUGCCAUGUCUCACUUCAUCCGGAAUUCUUAAAUUUUUAUUUUUUUUUUUAUUUUUAAGAGAAAACUAAAAAAAUCAAUUUGCAAGGUUUUUUUGCUUCUGAUGUCAUUAAUUAAACAAGGACAUCAGCUGGUGGACAGCUUUAACGAGUGUCAUAAAAUGAUUUCAAGAGAACUACAUAAAUUUUUGUCUUUGAGAGAAGAUAAUAAAUUUCUCGCAUAUACAUCGUUGUUUAUAAAAGAAUGUUUUAUUUAAAUUUUUUUUUUACACAUCAGGUGCGGUGUACUUUAGCAUCUUCACUAUAUAUACACAAUAUCUUAUUUUCUGUGAUCAUAUAAUAAAAAAUAAUCAUGAAGUAAGAUAUAUCUCUAAAAUGUACAGUUUUAUUAAUAAGUUUAUUGUGUCGUCCUCUUUUGUAUUAUAUAUAUAUAUAUAUAUAUAUAUGUAUGUAUAUAUAUAUACGUAAUAUAUAUAUGUAAUAGCACAGCUGUAUGAUGGGUGUGUUACAUCGACUGGUCUUAUUAAUCACUAAUCAACUUAGUACAUUAAUACAAAACUCAGUUUAUUGCAGUAAAUAAGUUUAUCAAUUU